AUGACGUUACUAAUGUUCGAAUGGAUUAUCCAAAUCCACCUAAACAUCGAAGUGGGAAACCAUGUAAGCAAACGAACACACGAUAAGUCAAUCCAAAUACGACCAAUGCUGCAAUUUGUUGAUUGCAUAUAUCUUGGAAUUCAUGAGGGUUCAACUGAUAGUUCGUACUUUAAAGAGAGGGCAAUAUUAGCACCAACAAACGAGAUUAUUGAUAAGGUUAACGAACAUGUAUUGUCACUUUUUCCAGGAGAGGUGAGGACGUACUUGAGUUCAGAUGAAAUCGAUAAAUCCGACGGUAAUUAUGGUGGCAAUGACGAUGCAUUUUCAAUUGAAUUUCUCAACUCAAUACGUGCAUCUGGAGUUCCAAAUCAUAAUUUACUGCUAAAAAUUGGUGCUCCAAUUAUGAUGCUCAGAAAUAUGGAUCAGCCAGCAAGCUUAUGCAAUGGUACACAUUUAUUAGUUGAUCAUCUUGGUGACCGAAUUUUACAAGCAACUGUUAUAUCCGAAUCAAACAUUAGUUACAAGGUAUUCAUUCCAAGGAUUACACUCACACCGACAGAUAAUUCUAAUAUCCCAGUUGCUCUACAAAGAAGACAAUUUCCUCUGUCUUUGUGUUUUGCGAUGACGAUUAAUAAGAGUCAAGGGCAGUCACUAUCCCAUGUUGGUUUGUUCUUACCUAAGCCAGUUUUUAGUCAUGGACAAUUUUAUGUCGCAGUGUCUAGAGUGAUUAGCAGAAAAGAUUUGAAAAUUCUCAUAUGUGAUAAGGAUGUAAAGUAUGUCAUCGCACAGAGAAUGUUGUCUACAAAAAGGAACUUAGGAAGUAGUCUUAAGGCUGCUUUUUGUCCUGUCUUAGGUAGCCUCUCUAGCUUGGAUGCUGCAAUUUGUCUUUGUACUACAAUCAAAGCUAACCUAUUGAACCUUCACGUUGUUCUUCCUAUUGCUCUUCAAGUCUUGAUUGAUUGUGGUAAAGCUCCUCCUAAGGGAUUCAAAUGCCCUUCCUAG
Molecule: messenger RNA, 1002 nt
Organism: Amaranthus tricolor (Joseph's coat)
Lineage: Eukaryota; Viridiplantae; Streptophyta; Magnoliopsida; Caryophyllales; Amaranthaceae
Exons: 4
Coding region: 1-1002 (333 amino acids)
Source: RefSeq, a predicted model, not a curated record